AUGGCAGAUCCAGCCCUAACCCCAGCCGAGACCUCCCUAUACACCACCGCAAAAUACACUCCGGACUUUCAACCUACAUCCGAAGACGGUGGCCCUAAAGAUUUAUGUUGUUCAACAGAUGGUGCAAAGAAAAAUUUGGAGAAGGAUUCUUCUCCUGCGAAAAGUGAUGAACGAGAAUAUCUCAUCGGUCUCAAGCUUCUGUUCAUGCUUUCUGGGGUUACCUUGGUCUGCUUUUUGGUUAUGUUGGACACCUCCAUUAUUUCAACCGCAAUCCCUAGGAUGACCUCAGAGUUUCAUUCUCUUGGUGAUAUUGGAUGGUAUGGCAGCUCGUAUCAAAUGGCUAGUGCUUGCUUGCAGCCUCUCGCAGGUCGGGUCUUUUUUAACUUCAGCACCAAGUGGGUCUUCAUGGGUUUCUUCUUCGUCUUUGAACUCGGCUCUCUACUGUGUGGCAUCGCAAAUUCUUCCAAGAUGUUUAUUAUCGCUCGCGCAGUCGCUGGAAUGGGGUCUGCCGGCUUGAUGAACGGCGCUCUCACCAUCAUAUCGUCUUGUGUUCCACUGCACAAAUCUCCACCUCUUAUUGGGGUGAUGAUGGGUUUAUCUCAGCUUGGUACCAUUGGCGGGCCUUUGCUCGGGGGUGCUUUUACAGAGUAUUUAACCUGGAGAUGGUGCUUUUACAUCAACCUCCCGGUAGGUGCUCUGGUCGCGAUAUUUCUUUGUUUUAUCAAAAUCCCCGACCAGGUCGCCAAGCCUUCGGUACGAUUGGCGCUCGAUACAAUCCUUCAUAAGCUUGAUUUGAUAGGGUUCGUUCUCUUCUCCCCUGCGGCUCUACAGUUUCUGCUCGCAUUGGAAUACGGCAAAAACAAUAAUUCAUGGGGAAGUGCGACUGUAAUUGGUCUGUUCAGCGGCGCUGCCGCCACGUUUAUCAUCUUUCUGCUCUGGGAGCAUCGCCAGGGAGAUCAAGCGAUGAUACCACUGAGGAUGGUUGCAAAAAUGCAGGUUUGGACUAGUUGCAUUGUCAUCAUGGCCAUUUUUGCCAUCACGCUCUGCAGCUCCUACUAUCUACCCGUCUAUUUCCAAGCUAUAAAAAACAACUCUCCAAUGAUGAGCGGUGUCUCAACGCUCCCCGGUAUAUUAUCUCAACUGUUUGUUGCAGUAGCAUCGGGUAUUUUGAUUGGGAAAAUGGGAUACUAUCUCCCGUGGACCAUUUUUGGUGGAAUUUCCACUUCUAUCGGCAGUGGACUCUUGUCAACCUUAAAUCCAGACACAAGCAUCGGGAAAUGGAUUGGAUAUCAAAUACUCUCUGGUGCAGGCCGAGGGGCUGCGUUUCAAACGCCCCUCAUUGCCGUUCAAAAUACUCUCCCUCAUACUCAAGUGUCAAUCGCUAUGUCGAUUCUUAUGUUCACUCAAACAUUUUCUGGUGCAAUUUUUCUCACUGCAGCAAGUGCGGUGUUUGACUCGGGGUUGAAGUCAUUUGUACCCAAGUACGCACCAAAAGUCGACCUCCAGACUAUAAUAUCAGCGGGCGCUACCGGCAUUCAAAAUGCGGUAUCUAGUAGCGACCUUUCCGGUGUCUUAGUGGCUUAUUCGAAAAGUAUUAGUUAUGUCUUCAUUAUGUCUGCUGCACUUGGUGUGCUCAUCGUGGUCUUUUCGUUUGGAAUGGGUUGGAAAGAUAUUCGAAGAGGAACGGCUGCCCCCGAAAAAUGA
This is a messenger RNA of Penicillium robsamsonii, 1704 nucleotides long. Its product is annotated as MDR family MFS transporter. The transcript has 9 exons. NCBI's taxonomy places the organism in Eukaryota, Fungi, Ascomycota, Eurotiomycetes, Eurotiales, Aspergillaceae. The coding region runs from base 1 to 1704 and encodes 567 amino acids. The record is from RefSeq and is a predicted model, not a curated record. Gene Ontology annotation, biological process: transmembrane transport. Gene Ontology annotation, molecular function: transmembrane transporter activity.